Orussus abietinus is the source of this 750-nucleotide messenger RNA. RefSeq lists its product as uncharacterized. Gene Ontology annotation, molecular function: microtubule binding. Gene Ontology annotation, cellular component: cytoplasmic microtubule; mitotic spindle pole; centrosome. Gene Ontology annotation, biological process: mitotic spindle midzone assembly; positive regulation of cytokinesis; cytoplasmic microtubule organization. The transcript has a single exon. NCBI's taxonomy places the organism in Eukaryota, Metazoa, Arthropoda, Insecta, Hymenoptera, Orussidae. The coding region runs from base 1 to 750 and encodes 249 amino acids. The record is from RefSeq and is a predicted model, not a curated record.
AUGUCAUGCUUCGGGGGCCGUGAGGAGCGGAUCUUCCUGGUCGAGCUGAUGGUCGGCAAGCUGAGGCUCACCAAGGACCGGGUACAGGAUUCCGCCGACUGCGACCUGGUGGUGAAAAUAAAAUUCCUUGAGUUUCCCAACUUCGAGGUCUCCAGGGACGACUUCAAAUACGCGAAGCCUCCACCCCUCGACGGGAAUGGUGCCCUGGACUUCGGGAUGGGCAGGUCCUGCCUCUUCACGAAGCAACCCCGUGACCUGGUGCAAGCUAUGAGGACCACCCCCGUCAAGGUCGGGAUUUUCUGCCGGGGGGAUAACUAUCCUCUGGCCGAGACCGAGGUCCGACUCUCCGGGUGCCUCUGUGACCAAAUUGUCAUGGCCUCGAACGACCUCGACCACCUCCCCAAGCCGUAUGUCCUGAACGGUGACUACGACCUCGUCGACCCAGGAGGGAACCCCUCCGGGUCGGUUCAUCUGGACUUCAGGCUCACUUGCCUCGGAAAAUCUAUCACUACGCACUACCGCAUGCAGGCCAAGUCGUUCCUCUUCAAGAACAACCACGACGAGGGCGAGUUCUGCGUGAAAAGAAUGUCGACCUCCGCGCCAGGUGACGAAUCCAAGUCGGAUGGAAACGAAGAAGUCGUGCCAAACCCCGUCGAGGUCAACGAACAGUCUCUGGCCCUUGGGACCAACAUCGAAGGGAAGAGUAACAACGGGAAGACACCUAAGAAGACGAAGAAGAAGCCAAAAUGA